Messenger RNA from Ostrea edulis (European flat oyster), 2847 nucleotides. Its product is annotated as transmembrane protein 26-like. The transcript has 4 exons. NCBI's taxonomy places the organism in Eukaryota, Metazoa, Mollusca, Bivalvia, Ostreida, Ostreidae. The record is from RefSeq and is a predicted model, not a curated record. The coding region runs from base 1232 to 2485 and encodes 417 amino acids.
CUGCCCAAUCCCAUUCACUUUAUUUAAAUCGGAACUAGGUAGAUGUAACUCUAGAGACCCAGAGAAGUGAAACAAACAGCUUAUAUAAUACUUCACCGCCCGAUAUUGCAAUUAAGUUCUGAUAACCCAGCAGAAUGAUUUGUUUAUUCGCUUGCCUCAGAUGAAGUACAAUAGGUAACGUUAGCCUCAAAUCUGUUCCAUUUUUUUUUUUUUUUUAACAUGUAUUUCAAAGCCACAUGAGUCAAAUAUAUUAAAGAUAAGGUCAAUGGACUGUAAUUGCGUUCUCUUGAGUUCUCGUGGCCACUGGUUGCCUUAUUUAUAUCAGAUCCCUGAAAUUCUUGCCUAACUUGGGCUUAGUCGUGGACUUUGGAGUAUGGAGAGUGUUGGAUCCCUGUCACCCCCCCCCCCCCUAACCCUGCCCCCCCCCCCUCCCACACACACACACACACUCUAUGCGGAGGAAGUGAUAAUCCCAGUUGACUUGAAUGUAUUUUAUUCAGCACAGCCACCUACUACGUUCCGUGAUCUGUCCUCUACCGUUUUAUCUCCAAUUGCUUUUACGAGUAAGAACAUUUACACAUCCUUUCAUCUUGAGCAUUAAGGCCAGAGUUGGAAUGCAGUGGUAAAUAUUUCUACAAACAAGUAUCCAUAUCGAGCUACAGAACGAUUUCGGAAGCCUAUUUUAUUCACAGUUCAUAUAUUAGGAAAUACAUUCAGUAAACAAAUUGGUUCAGUGACCACAGAUUGCGUAAACAAAUCUGGGGUUGUUUUUGUUUUAGUUUUUACUUUUAGGAUGAGAUUCUUCGGUCUUGGAUAUACUUUUAGGCAACACAAAAUGCACUGAAAAAAACCCCCAAAACAUUAAGUCAAAACAUGAAUAUGACAUCUGCUUUAUAUCUAAAUUAUUCUCCCCAGUCAAGUCGACCUGCUCUUAUUUCAAGACCUUUCUAAAGCAAAAAUGAAAACGUUACUGAUUCUAAAUUCUAUGCAUUUCAUAAUCAUAGAUCCAAUGUGAUUGGCGCAACAGUUGCUAAGAAGAUCAAUUCUGAUUAGGCAUCCUAUUUAAUGAUUGCCGAGGAUAAACAUCAAUCGUAAUGAUAUGAUGAACUUCCCAUACACACUUGUCAAUCUCAUUUCUGCGUUUCUUUUUCCAGCUGAUAGACGGCUGUAUUAAUUGGGGGGGAAAUGAAAUUGGAUAUUUGAUAAAAACAAUACCCAAUUUGAUGACAGGAUGCGUUGUUUUACCAUUUUUCGGGCCCUGUUCGUUCGAACUCUGUUCGGGGGGCACGGGCUGAUCGCUAUUUGGCGCCUGUACAUGGCGAUAGGAGAUAUUUGGUGUUGGUAUCUCACGGCCACACUUCUGGGUCUGCUUAUAGAAACCAUUGUCACCCUGGCCGUCAAACGAGGCAAGGAAUGGAAGUGGUUUUGUCCGAGUGUUUUUUUUUACUUGGCUAGUGUAGUGCCAGCCAUUUGGUUCUUAGAGCUACACGCCAUGGAAGACAGAAUCGCAGAAAAGGCCGAGAAGGAGAGCUUUAAUAUUACCACAAACGGCCAGAAUAGAACCGCGGAGGAUCUAAAGAUUAUCAUCAAGGACCUGGGGAUUGAUAUCAGUUUUCCUUUGUCCUUGACCGCUGACCUCUGGCUUCGUUUGCUCGAACAGUUCCUCUUGUUGAUGCUGAUAGUCGGACGGUGGAUGCUCCCCAAAGGAGCCUUGUCACAUGACCAGUUAUCACAGCUCCUGUUGGUUUAUGUUGGUACUGCGGCUGAUAUCGUGGAAUUUUAUGAAGCAUUUAAUGAAGAAGCGGUCAAAUAUAAUCCAUUACUGAUAUACAUUCUUCUCGGUAUAUGGACUUUGAGCCUGCUACAGUUCACGUUAGUUGUCACCGCAACGAGAGCAAGACGAGAUCUAGUUGGUGUUCCAAGUGGAUUGAUCAUGGCGAUGAAGGAGGAGGCACCGAGUUGCUGCAACCCAGAAAUCUACGGAAUCAUUGUCUCCAUAUUAAUGCAGGAUUGUCCAUUCCUGGUUAUACGACUUCUCCUGAUAUUUUACUAUCACGUUGUGAGUUAUACAAACAUGUUUUUUACAUCCAAAAAUUCCCUGGUAAUUCUGUUGUUGCUGUACAGGGUGAUUGUCAUUCAAACUGACUCUGAGAAGAAGAAAUCUCGUACGUCAGGAUCGACAACUCGUGAGAAGAGCAUGGAGGAGCUUCAGGCCAAAUGCAAUCUGGAUACAGAACGCAACCUUCUCCACUCCAGUAAGAGUGUUCCGAACGUCACACAGGUGAACGGUAACCCUUUGUUCCGGUCAUUUGACAGCCUGCCCCUCGACGUCACAAUUGAUGUCGAUAAUGGAAACAACAGAGGCAGGAAUUCACACCUCGUUCAGAACAAAAUGGAGGAAGACAACUGUUCCAUGUACAAUAAGAUUACCAACAUGAAUAAUCGAAUUGUCGGACAAAACCAGGCUUACUCUCCGGAAAAAUAAAGUGAUAUCAUGUUUUGUUUAAGUAAAAUAAUGCAUUGUAUAUAUGUCGUAAUUGUUGAAUAGAGACACAUUCUUGGAGAAUACAAGUAUGCACAACUGUUUAUCAUUAAAUGUGGCGCGACUGGUUCCGCAUUAGUGGCGUACCGUGUAUAUUAGAGUAGAAUAAUACACUGAAACUGUGGUCAUUGCAAGUGUUUAGCUUUGAAAAUACUGUUCUUUACAAGUGUUUCCUCUCGUUGUGUUGUUUAGAAAUGAAAAAUGUCUUAGCUCACUAUAUACAUGUACAAAUGUAACUCACUAUAUACAUGUACAAAUGUACUUAAAAGAUUUGACAAAUGCGCAAUAUAGAUUCACACACUGAU